Haliotis rufescens (red abalone) is the source of this 1533-nucleotide messenger RNA. RefSeq lists its product as uncharacterized. NCBI's taxonomy places the organism in Eukaryota, Metazoa, Mollusca, Gastropoda, Lepetellida, Haliotidae. The coding region runs from base 1 to 1533 and encodes 510 amino acids. The transcript is spliced from 2 exons. The record is from RefSeq and is a predicted model, not a curated record.
AUGACACACAUGUGUAAUGUACACCAGUCCCUACACCCUUCACUGCUGACAGGGAGACUGUCUAGUCUGCAGUCCCAACACCCUCCACUGCUGACAGGGAGACUUUCUAGUCUGCAGUCCCUACACCCUCCACUGCUGACAGGGAGACUGUCUAGUCUGCAGUCCCAACACCCUCCACUGCUGACAGGGAGACUUUCUAGUCUGCAGUCCCAACACCCUCCACUGCUGACAGGGAGACUUUCUAGUCUGCAGUCCCAACACCCUCCACUGCUGACAGGGAGACUGUCUAGUCUGCAGUCCCAACACCCUUCACUGCUGACAGGGAGACUGUCUAGUCUGCAGUCCCUACACCCUCCACUGCUGACAGGGAGACUUUCUAGUCUGCAGUCCCUACACCCUCCACUGCUGACAGGGAGACUUUCUAGUCUGCAGUCCCAACACCCUCCACUGCUGACAGGGAGACUGUCUAGUCUGCAGUCCCAACACCCUUCACUGCUGACAGGGAGACUUUCUAGUCUGCAGUCCCUACACCCUCCACUGCUGACAGGGAGACUGUCUAGUCUGCAGUCCCUACACCCUCCCCUGCUGACAGGGAGACUGUCUAGUCUGCAGUCCCAACACCCUCCACUGCUGACAGGGAGACUGUCUAGUCUGCAGUCCCAACACCCUCCACUGCUGACAGGGAGACUUUCUAGUCUGCAGUCCCUACACCCUCCACUGCUGACAGGGAGACUUUCUAGUCUGCAGUCCCAACACCCUCCACUGCUGACAGGGAGACUGUCUAGUCUGCAGUCCCAACACCCUUCACUGCUGACAGGGAGACUUUCUAGUCUGCAGUCCCUACACCCUCCACUGCUGACAGGGAGACUGUCUAGUCUGCAGUCCCUACACCCUCCACUGCUGACAGGGAGACUUUCUAGUCUCAGGGAGACUGGAAGACUGUCUAGUCUGCAGUCCCUACACCCUCCACUGCUGACAGGGAGACUUUCUAGUCUGCAGUCCAAACACCCUCCACUGCUGACAGGGAGACUUUCUAGUCUGCAGUCCCAACACCCUCCACUGCUGACAGGGAGACUGUCUAGUCUGCAGUCCCAACACCCUUCACUGCUGACAGGGAGACUUUCUAGUCUGCAGUCCCUACACCCUCCACUGCUGACAGGGAGACUGUCUAGUCUGCAGUCCCUACACCCUCCCCUGCUGACAGGGAGACUGUCUAGUCUGCAGUCCCAACACCCUCCACUGCUGACAGGGAGACUGUCUAGUCUGCAGUCCCAACACCCUCCACUGCUGACAGGGAGACUUUCUAGUCUGCAGUCCCUACACCCUCCACUGCUGACAGGGAGACUUUCUAGUCUGCAGUCCCAACACCCUCCACUGCUGACAGGGAGACUGUCUAGUCUGCAGUCCCAACACCCUUCACUGCUGACAGGGAGACUUUCUAGUCUGCAGUCCCUACACCCUCCACUGCUGACAGGGAGACUGUCUAGUCUGCAGUCCCAACACCCUCCACUGCUGACAGGGAAGACUGUCUAG